AUGUUUUAAUUGGUCUUGAUUUUUUUAGGUUGCUUUUACCUUGCAACAACUUAAUGGAGAGUCCAAUAAAGAUUUUUAGAUAGGAAUACUUAUUUUUAUGAUAACUUUGAGCCAAAUUAUACAAACUGCCCUUUCUAAGAAGGGACUUAAGGAUUUAUGAUCCCAUCCCAAUUUAAUAGGACAGCUAACUAUAUUAAUUGUGCUAAUCCAAAUACUAGCUACAUAACUUUGAAUUAUGUAUAUCCCUAGGUUAAAAACUAUUUGUGCACCCACUUGUAUUAUGACCAGGUGGGGUAUACUCAUUAUUAUUCUAGUCAUAAUACCAUUCUAUUCGAAAAAGGGUUUUUAUGCUUUGAUUUAUAUUUUUAAGGUAAUUGGACGAAUGGAAAGGUGACAUUUUCAAUUGGUUCAUUAACAGAAGAUUAUUUUUAUGAUUCACAAGAAAACUAUGCACUAAAUAGUUCAUUCUGUGAUGAUCUUUCAUAUAAUAUCAAGAAAGUUAAUAUUACCAUCCCUAAUAAUAUUUAUGGAGACUUUUAAUUUGGAAUUUCUAAUACGAAUGAGAGUGGCUCGGUUUCAAUUCGAAACAUUUAUUAAAUGAGUUACGAUAUUAUAUGUUAUCCUUCAUGUAGUAGUUGUACAGGGCCUAAAAAAAAUGAAUGUACUUAAUGUUAUUUUGGAACACCAGCUAAUAAUGUUUGUCCUCCAUGUCCAUCAGAUCAAUACUAUGUUAAAUAUGUAGGGUGUCGAUCGAAAUGCGAUUCUAUUUAACCAUUAUGUUUUGAUGGGUUUUGCAAUACUUGUCCAUGUAUAUAUUAAGAUAUUGAAUUUAGAUAUUUUAUAAUUGGGAUACGUUUGGGUUUCUUAUAAAAUAGCUGUUGACCCCAAUAGUUAUAGAAAUUUUUUAUUGUGGUCUAAAAUCUAUGACCCAAACUUCAUGGACGAUUCUGUUGAUGUGUUUAAUAUAACAUAUCCUAUGUCCUUAACACUAUAUGGAAUAUUUAAAUAUAGCUCAGGAAUUAUGAGACAAAUUAAUAUAACUUCUAAAAUGGGAUUUUAUCUUAAAGUUAAAAUUGAAAUACUUGUCUUUAAUGGGUUUCCAUUAGAUUGUGGAAUUCAAUUCAAAUUUAAUAAUACUUAUGUUGGAUCAAUAUAUAGAAAUAUUUCUGGAAUUUAAUUGCACAAAUUUAAGGAAUUCUAAUAAACUUCAUUAGGUCCAUAAAUUUCAUAUUCCAGUUCGUAUUUAUAUUAAAUUGAUGGAAUUUUCGACUAUCCAAAAUAGAAUAUUUUAUUUUCUGCCCUUGGAAAUUUUAGGUAAAUACUUAAAAAUCAAUUCUUAGUGAUCCUUCAUUUGGUUGGGCAAUAAAGUCAGUUUUAUUUACUACUAGGAAUUGUACAGAUGGCUGCUCUAGUUGUGACUAAGUAAGUUUCAAAUGCAAAAUAUGUGGAUCAUCUUAUUUGAGGUAUAGAGAUGGAACAUGCCUUCCUUUCUAAUUAUGUAAUCAAAUUCAUUAACAAGUAAUUCAAGAUUAUUGUAAAGAUUUUGAUGAUGAAACACCAUGUAAAAAUAAAGUAUAUAUAGAUUCAUCACUAUUGAUAAAAGAAGAUUUGAAACACUUUGAAUAGGAUUACUACCCUGAAUAUACUUUAGUAUCCUAAAGUGGUUCAAACUUUUUAACAGGUUCUGAUAGAUAUUUUUCAUAUUGGGAAGGAUUAAGAAUUCUAGGUGGCUAAUUUAUUUGGGCAUAGGCUAGGCUGAAAAGGAUUCAUCAAAAUUUUGGUCCUCAUCAUAGUAUUUCGAUAGGUUUCUAUGUAUUAUUUGGUCCAGCAUUCCCACCAGAGGGAUAGUUCAUCUACUAAAUUGAUUCGUAACAAUUUUCUACGUCUACUUUGGGUGCUAGUACCUUUUAAAAUGGAACAAAAUAAUAGAUAAUAAAAAAAAUAAUGAAUCAUUCUCAAAAUGAUUUAAUUUUGGAAUUGGAGUGUUUUGGACCAAAUAAUGAAGUAACUUAAGCUUAUUGCGGAUUCUAUAAUUAUUACUUGGCUAUUCAUUAUUGUUAACCAUAUUGUUUAGAAUGUACGGAUGAUAAAAGCUGCACUUAGUGGAAUAGUACUUAUAGUCCAACCCUAAUAUAAUUUUCUUAAGCAGAGUGUUAAUCCAAUUAAUAUUUUGAUGAAUAUAUAUUGUUGUGUGUCAAUUGUGAACCCUCUUGUUCAAUAUGUAAAUCGAAAAUCGUAUGUUUGACUUGCUUAAAUCCUACAUAUACCUUAACCAAUUUAGGAUGCUUUUGUAAAUAAAAUCAAUACGAAGAAUCUAAUUAAUGUUUUAAUUGUCCAAUUGAAUGUAAUUAAUGUUUAAGUUUUACCUAUUGUACUGAAUGUUUGUCUAUAAACAAUCGAAAAUUAUCAAAUGGACAAUGCCUCUGCACAGAAGGUUAUUAUUAAAAUGAUCAAGAUCUUGUGUGCUUAUUGUGCGAUAAAUUUUGUGGUACUUGUUUUGGUCCAACUUCCAACGAUUGCUUAACGUGCAAUAUCGAGGUUUUGAAUAUCUAAUUAGUAAAUUCCUCAUGUAUUUGUCCAAACAAUUCUUUUUAUGAAAAUUAAUUUAAUAGAUGUAAAAUCUGCCAUUCAAGCUGCUUAACUUGUUUUAAUGAUAGCAUUGAUGGAUGUUUAACUUGUGAUUCUUCAUAGAAUAGAGUACUAGCAGGAUUAAAUUGUAAAUGCAAGACAGGAUUCUUAACAUUAAAUAAUGUCUGUAUAUAAUGUCCUAAUGAUAUCGAUACAUCACUUAUAGAAUGCUAUAAAUAUUGUAAUAAUGGCGACCGAAUAUGGCAUAUGAAUCCUUGUGCUGUUUGUGGAUCAGGUUUUAACUUAAUAGAUAAUGAAUGCAUUCCAAUUUGUGGGGAUCUUUAAGUUGUUGGAAAUGAGCAAUGCGACGAUGGUAAUACUAUUUAAAACGAUAAAUGCUAUAAUUGUUAAUUUUAAUGUCCGAUUAAUUGUUAGACUUGUGACAUCAACACUACUUUACCAUGCCCUGAUAUUUGUGGAGAUGGGUUUAUUACAGGCAAUGAAGAGUGCGAAGAUGGAAACCUAAUAUAAUAUGAUGGAUGUUAUAAUUGUAAAUAUCAAUGUCAAAUUGCAUGUUCUAAAUGUAUUAGGGGAAUGUGUUCUGAAUGUGCUACUUUGGGAUGGUAAAUCGAUCUCUUUUCUGUACCACCACUUUGUAAGGAAGUUUGCGGAGACGGUUUAGUAGUUGGAAUUGAAGAAUGUGAUGAUGCUAAUUUUAAUGACUUUGAUGGGUGUCACCAAUGUAAAUUAUUAUGUAGAAUUGGAUGCUCCCUUUGUGAUUAAACACGUACAAAAUGCUUGAGUUGUGAAUUUCGUGGAUUUGAGCCUUAUUUAUACUAUUGUCGACCUAUUAUGAAUGAUGGUUUGCUUGCAUUUGAUCCAUAUGGGUUCUAUUAUGAAAUAGCUGAUUAUUAACAUGGAGUUAUGUGUGACGGGAAUUAUUAUUAUCACUUACCAUGUAAUGUAAUUGGAGGGGUUAAUUACCAUUAUCCAUGUUAACCAUUGGAAUGCACUAACUGUUCUUAAGGAAAAUGCCUAACUUGUAUUUCUGGAUAAUAUCUUUCAAGUAACAAUAUUUGUUAACCAUAUUGUAAUGAUAACAUAAAAGCGUUAAACGAAUACUGUGAAGAUUCCUUUAUUUUGCCGUAUAGAGGGUGCUAAAAUUGUCAACUUAAAUGUUAAGAUUCUUGCUCUGUGUGUGAUACUCGAGGAAGAGGAUGUAUUAAAUGUAAAAGUGGAUAUGAAGUGAAUGACUUUUUAUGUUAUUCUAAAUGCGGAGAUUUUCUAAUGGCGUAUGAUUUAGAGUGUGAUGAUCAAAAUUUAAUUCCUGAUGAUGGUUGUCACUUUUGCUAAUUGAAUUGCCAAGCUACUUGCCUUAUUUGCAUAAAAGGGGUUUGUCAAGAUUGCGAAGAAGGCUAUCAAUUAAUUAAUUCAAGAUGUUUUGCUAUCAUAAAUCCUUUUGAAUAACAUCAAUAUUUAAAUGAAGUUGAAUGUUUGUAAUAAGAAAAGUAAAGGAUUAUUAAGCAUACAAAUUAUGGAUGGAACGAUAUUUAAUAUUAAAUUACUUUGUAGAAUACAUCCUGUAAAUUCUGCUUUUUAAACUGUGAAAUCUGUAAUGAAGAAACUUGUAUAGGCUGUUUAUAAGGGUAUUAUCUUAAUGAAUAACAGUAAUGUUAAUCUAAAUGUGGUGAUCGCCUCCUAGUAUAAGGUGAAGAAUGUGAAAUUAAUGAAGAAUAUUGCUUAAAUUGCUUAUUUAGUCAUCCAUAGAAUUGCAAACAAUCUUUAAAUAAUGUAUGCAUUAAUUGUGAAGUUGGUUAUUAUUUAGAUGAAAUUAAAAUGGCAUGUAGAUCAUAGUGUGGAGAUGGCAUAAUUACUCAAGAUGAAUAAUGCGAAUUACAAACAAAAGGAUGUUUUGGAUGUAAAUUUUCGUGCAGCGAAGAUUGUAUAGAUUGUUAAGAUGGGUUAUGCUUGUCAUGUAAAAAUUCAUUUAGUGUUUGGGAUGGAAGUUGUCACAAGGUGGAGCUAUUAGUCAAAUAAGAUUUGAAAUGUAAAGUAUGGAUUUAGGGUUUAUGCUUUUAAUGUUAUGAAUAAUAUGAGUUAAAUUUAAGUGGUGAAUGUGUAUCAUCUUGUUAAGACAGCUGUAUUAUAUGUAAACUUUCACUGUGUUAUGAGUGCAAGGAAUCCUAUUAUUUAGAUUAAAAUAGUUGCUUUUUAAUAAAAGAAUACCCACCAUACUUAUAUACAGAUUUAUCUAUUCUCGAGAAGACUUGUAUAAAUAUUUAAUAGUUUGUAUUCUAAAGAAAAAAUCAAAAUUAUUAAAAUUCUGAUGAAAUUUCUAAUUAUUUCAAAUUUCAAUUCGGCCAAGAAUUUUAUUUCAUUGAUUCAGAAUUUUUUUUAAAUUAGAAUUACUUAAACCCACUCUUUAAAAAUUUAUUUGUUGAAAUAGUGGAAAAUGAGAUCUUUUAAGUUAAUACAGACUCCGAAUAUUCAGAUUUCAAUUUUAAUCUCUAAGAUCAAAAAUGUAAUACUCAUUGUUAAAUUUGUUUUGAUACAAAAUGCAUACAAUGCUAAAGAGGGUAUUUUGUUUCAGAUUUUUCUUGUGUUUCUAUCUGUGGAGAUUCAUUGAUAGUAGAUAAUGAAUAAUGUGAUGACGGAAAUACAGAUCAGUAUGAUGGUUGUUAUGAAUGCUAAUAUUAAUGUUCGAAUAAUUGUGAAUUUUGUCAAAGAGGAAAUUGUAGUAAAUGCCUAAAUCAUUUUGAAUUAGAUUCUCUCUAUCAAUGUAGACAAGUAGAAUAAUUUCAAAUUGCAUUUAAUCAAUAAUACGAUUGUAAAGUUCUGUAAAAUGAUGCAUGCUUAUUUUUUGAACAUGGAACUCUUGAAUCUAUAACUGGAAUUUGCAUAAAAAAUUAUCAUUUAGAAAACUACUGCAUUGGUCAUUGUAGUUUAUGUAUGAAUUAAAAAUGUCAACAAUGUGAGUAUGGUUAUUAUGGAACUUAUUGUCUUGAGGGAGAUGGGACAAAUCUCCCAAAAGAAAAAUGUAAUGAUUUCAAUUAAUAAGAAUCACAAAUUUGCAAAUAAAUUUUAGAAUGCGAUUCAAAUUGCCUUUAUUGUAUUAUUAAAGACUGUUAACUUUGCAAUGAAGGAUAUUUUUUAUUUAAUAAUGAAUGUAUUACAGGGAAAAUUCCCUCAAUUGCAUUUAGAAGUAAUAUCGAACCAAUUUGUGGAGACGGAAUUGUUUAAAUCUUUGAAGAAUGUGAUGAUGGCAAUACAAAAUCAUUUGAUGGUUGUUAUCAGUGUAAAUUUUCUUGUGAUUAUAAUUGCUAUGAUUGUUUUUAAGGGAUCUGCUAAGUUUGUAAAGAUGGUUUUCUAUUGAAUAUCAAUCAUUUAUGCGAUCCAUUUUGCGGAGAUAAUUUAGUUAUGCCAUAUUCUAUUGAAUAGUGUGAUGACGGUAAUUCCGAAUCUCUUGAUGGUUGCUAUGAUUGCAAAUAUGAAUGCCCAAAUUUUUGUAUAUAUUGUAAUCAAAUACAAUGCCUGCUAUGCGAGGAAGGCUUUGAUAUUUACAAAACUUAUUGUCUUCCUAAAUGUGGAGAUGGUAUUAUUAUUUAAGAAUUUGAGGAAUGCGAUGAUUAAAAUGAGGAACCUUAUGAUGGUUGUUACGAAUGCAAAUUUUAAUGUAGAAAAAAUUGCGUAAUAUGCAAUAAAGGAGUUUGUUUAGAUGAAUGUCCUGAAGGUAUGGUAUAUGUUGGGGAUAUUUGUAUGAUAAAACCAUGCAUGAUAAACUGUCACAAUUGUGAGAAAGGGGUUUGUUUAGAAUGUAAUCCUGGAUAUUUUUAUGAUGAUUAAGUUAAUCUAUGUAUAAAAGAUACUCAAUUAGAUUCUAUGAAAAAUGAAUCACUUGUAGAAUUGGAUGAAAAUUAUUAUAUAUGUCGUUUUCUAGAAUGUGUUUAUUCACCGGCUCCAAUUAUGUAAUUAUCAUUUCUAAACCAAACCUUUUCUAGAUAAUAUAUACAAAUCUUUUUUGAUUAACCAGUUAAAUUGAAAGAUGAAGAGGAAGAAUUACAAUUCUAUUUCAAUUUUACUAAUUUACAGGAAACUGAUUACAUAAUUACUUUGCACCCUUAAAUACAAACAUCUUCAGAAUAAAUAUCAACUCCAUAGUACAUAGUUGAAAUUUAAAAUUUAGCUUAAUUAAAUCAAAAACCAAUCUUCUAAGUAUUUUGCUAAACAGAGGUCAUUAAUUCUAAUAACUAAACCCUCUAAAAUAACUUUACCUCCUUAAAGCUAAAUUACCCAAAAAUAUUGACUAAUUUAGAAGCAAAAUCUUCAUAGUUCAUGCAAAAUACCAAUAAAAUAUUCAUGUAUUCGGCUAUUUCAGUUAGUUUGGUAUCACUAUUUUCUGGAGAUUCUUCAUUCUUUUUAGAAACUCUUGAUGUAUUAUAACAACAAUCCUUCUUAAAAUUUAUAAAUGUAGAUUACCCUGAAAACCUUGAAAUUUACUUUUAAGCAUCUGACAUGCUAUGUGUUAGUACUUAUUUUAAUUAAAUAAAUUUGGAUUAUUAUUAUAAUCUCAUGACGAGAAAGUCAGAGACUUAUUAAGUGAAUGGUAAAUUCUAGCUUUACAAUGUAGAUCCUGAUUUGAUCACUAGUUUACUUCCAUAAGUUUUCUAAUGUUCAGGGUUUGUACUCCUUUUAUCAUUGAGCAGACAAAUAUUUAGGAUAUUUCAGUUGAUCAUGUCAUAUUAAUAGAUUUAUAAUUACUUUUAAUUUUAAUCCGGACUCAUCAAAACAAUAUUUCUAAAGGUGACAACUACCUUCAGAAAAUAUAUAAUAAAUUUGAUAAAAAUAAGAAGAAAUUUGACAUUUCCCCAUUUUAAAAUUUUCUUCUAAUUAAAUGCUUGGGAUCUUCUUUUUAAGGCAUUAUUACAGAUAAGUUCUACAUCAUAAAAAGGAGUUAGAGGAUAUAUUCAACUGAUUAUUAGCUUUCUUUUGAUAUUUGUUUAUGGUUCAUACAUAAUAGAAUUCUUAAGGAAUAAGAGAAAAUCAGAAAAAAUGCCUGAUUAUAACGCUAAUAUAUUUUUAUCUUUAGAUCUAUGUAGGAAAUUUAUGUUCCACUUUAUUUUGAUAUUUUUUUAAGAAUACCCAAUCUUAUAAUUGUUAUUAUUAACGACAAUCAACUUAACACAAUGCUUCAUUGUUUUUAGAUAUGAAUAAAGUUCAAAUUUAGAUAAAAUGAUUUCUAUAUUAAAUGAAGGAACGAUAGGUUUUUUUAGUUUUACCUGUAUUCUUUACAAUGAUAUAAAUAGGAUAUAUUUUUCGAAUGAAAUUAUUACAAAUACAGGGUUUAUUCAAAUGGGGGCUCUCCUUUUAAAUUUAGUAGUCGUAUUAUUUAAAUAAUUGCUCCUUAAAGUGUAAAUUAUUUGUUAAAGAUUAUUUAACAAAAAAAAAACUUAAUUUAUAAGGCAUUAGAUACUGGAAUUUUGA
Messenger RNA from Paramecium octaurelia, 8049 nucleotides. NCBI's taxonomy places the organism in Eukaryota, Ciliophora, Oligohymenophorea, Peniculida, Parameciidae. The record is from the annotation of a GenBank genome assembly.